Messenger RNA from Scheffersomyces stipitis CBS 6054, 1239 nucleotides. RefSeq lists its product as uncharacterized. The transcript has a single exon. The record is from RefSeq and is a predicted model, not a curated record. NCBI's taxonomy places the organism in Eukaryota, Fungi, Ascomycota, Pichiomycetes, Serinales, Debaryomycetaceae. The coding region runs from base 1 to 1239 and encodes 412 amino acids.
AUGGAUGACCACACUAUAAAUGCUCUUCAGAGUAAGAAUUCUGAGUUGUACCGUCGGCUAAGGCUGCUCUUGAACGAAACGAGCGACGGAGAUCCAGACAUAGAUAUUGUCAAACAGACUCUAAACGAUGCUGAUCCUCACAUCAGAAGAAAACAAGCCGAAUUAACCAUAAAACCAGGCGGUAAUUCUACUAUUCCAUCUAAAGGAUCAAGGGAAGAAAAUAAAGAAAACUGGCGUCUGAAACAUUUCAGCCAACUUAAAGAAACUGUAGAAGAAAUCAAAAAGGCAGAAUACGAUUUGCCAAAGAGAGAAAGGAUAGUAAAUAUGAAGUCCAAACCUUUAAAUGGAAAUCCAGAGCACAAAAGAAAUGAGGAAUUAUACCAGAGAGACGUGAAAGACCCAUUGGAGCCUUCUAGAAUCAGCAACGACUCUGGCUCUGCUUACAGAGAGAAGAGUCUUUACGCAAAAAUCGAUCAACAGAAUAAAUUGCUCGCUAGUCUAAGACAGCAAGUACAAACCAAAGAUAUAGAGAGACAAGAAUUGGUGGAGGAGUUCCAAAUUCAGCAGGCAAACAUUAUGAAAGAAUACAAGGUCAACGAAGCCAAUAUACGGAGAGACCACGAAGCACAGCUCCAGCGACAAGUGCAACAAAGCAAUUCUACUCUAAAUUCUAGGAUAGCUUUAUUAGAGUCCAAGUUAGAUACUCUGACCAAAAACGAAGAACAAUUACAGAAGGCUAUCAAUAAAAUGUCGGCAAAGUUAGUUUCAUAUAGAAGGGAUAUCCAUGACUUACAUGAAAAAAAUGAUUCUCUUGUAUCUAUAAACCUGUUUCUCACCAAUCAAGUUCGUCAAUUAGAAAACAAUGAACAAAGAAGAAAAGAAGAAGGGAAGAGGUUGGUGGAUCAAAAAAGAUUAGAACAACAAAUGGGAAAUGGUGAAGACACCAAAAAAGAAGUACAUAUUCAAUUGGAACCUACAUUCACCGAUCCAUUAGACGACGAUACAAACCAGUUGGUUUCUGGCUAUGCUGUAGACACUACAACAGACUACUUGAUUCACGGAGGUUGCUUCCAAGAGCCAAAUCAUUACAAAAGGUCUCCUAAAAGUUUGAGGAGCUAUCUUCUAGCAGUAUUGUUCAUCUCCAGAUUGCAGAGACAGGUAAAACACAGACAGAGUAUCACCAAAAACAUUAACGAUCUAUGCCAUGAUGACAAGAUCGACCUUAAGUUAUACACUUAG